Messenger RNA from Saprolegnia diclina VS20, 1068 nucleotides. RefSeq lists its product as hypothetical. The transcript has 6 exons. Lineage: Eukaryota; Oomycota; Saprolegniomycetes; Saprolegniales; Saprolegniaceae. The coding region runs from base 1 to 1068 and encodes 355 amino acids. The record is from RefSeq and is a predicted model, not a curated record.
AUGGGCACGUUGUGGAGCUGGCCGACGCCGCCUGGCCACGCGCCGCCUGUCGAAGCCGCCACGGCGCCAUGCACCACCGGCGAUCUUCUGUUGUGCCGAGCGCUCGUGCACAAUGCGCGCAUGAUGCUGGACCUCAACCCGGUGCUCGCAACCGGUAUUGCGACGACGACUGUCUCGGGGAUCUUUGCCACAAAGAAGCGGACGCUGCCAGCGUGGACUAGCGUCCACGUGCUCGUGCGCCGCGACGACAGUGUCCACGUCCUCGUCUGCAGCCACGAGAGCAUCCGCCUCGAGCCGCUCGCCGACUUUAUCGCUGCGCAUUCGCAUAGCCCACUCAAUCGUUUUGCGUGGCGACACCUCACCGGAGCAGUGCCACCGACAGACCUCGAGACGCUGCAUAACCUCAUCGACGACCUAUUGCCGCUUCUGCCCCUCGCGUGGCACGACGCCAGCGCCCCGUCGCUUCCAUCGAGCAUCCGCACGGUCGUCCAGCGCAUGUGGAGUCUUCUCCGGCAGAGCGUGCUCGCGAUCGCACCGGCCGAAGAAGACAUGCUCCGAUAUGCAUUUCGCAACCACGACGGCGACUGCUUGGGCUGGCUGUUUGUCGAGGACGUGGCCAAGCUCGCGCCCGAGAUUGAGGCCAUGGGCAUCUUCAAGGCCGGCACGCCGUGGGUCGACGACCUCCGCGCGGUCCUCUCGCACCUGCCGCCCGAAGGCUCGUUUGUCGAUGGCGAGAGUCUCCGCUUCACCGCGUCCGACCUCGUCGUCGCAGCCAAAAGGGUGCCGCGGCAGCACAUUUCCGCCGAGUACGACGUCACGCUCUACGGUAGCGCGGCGUUCGCCGCCGCCUUCUACGAACGCGGUCGACUCCUCUUUCCCGAGCAGCUGCUGCCGUCCGGUGCGCCCAAGCCGAUUGUCCCUUCUGCCUUUUCCCAGGCGUGGCUUGCAUCAGUCGCGCCGCGCCGGCUGUGCCAAGGCGAAGCGCCGGUCCGCGAGCUGUCCAAGGACGUCUUUACCUGGCUCGUCCCCAACCUCUGGAGCGACCAAGUUGUGCUCCAGCCCUCAUAG